Dimorphilus gyrociliatus is the source of this 1403-nucleotide messenger RNA. The record is from the annotation of a GenBank genome assembly. Lineage: Eukaryota; Metazoa; Annelida; Polychaeta; Dinophilidae.
AGUGAAUCUUUUGCCUAGUUAAAGUAACCAUGAAUGGGGCAUCACACGCCCUUAAACGCUUGAAUUGCAAGGACUUGAUUAGCUAUUUGAAAACUUUACCUCCUUUUAUAUUAGAAGAACUCUAUAACAAUCCAGCGACAUGCUUAGCGGUUUUCAGGAACCUGCCAGAAGUGGCAAGACACUAUGUUAUGCGGCUUCUCUUCGUGGAGUCACCAGUGUCGCAAGAUGUUAUUAAACACUGGGUAGUAAAGGGUGAAGUAGAAAAACAUGAAAAAUCUAUUGAAGCUCUAAAGGAAUUACAAGUUUGGGAUCAUAGCCCUAUCCCGGGUGGUCUACCUGGAUGGAAGUUAAAGCCAACGUUUCGCCAAAAUUUUAAGGUUGUUAUGCUCGGUGGUGGAACUUCAUGGACAAGGGGCUCUGCUCUAGAACCGGACAAGUAUACAAAAGAUGUAGACUCACUAGAGAAAUAUGCUAUAGAUAGAUGGGAAUGCGUUUUAAACUUUCUCGUUGGAUCACCUUCAUCCAGAGAAAUGCUCACAGCUGAUAUAAUAAAUUUAAUUGAAUAUUCAGGUCUAAUGACUAAUUCUGAAAAUAACCAUUACAUUACUCCUGCUGGAUUCCAAUUUCUCCUGAUGGACACAGCAAGUCAAGUAUGGUAUUUAAUUCUACAAUAUCUGGAUACCGUCGAAGAUAGAAGAAUGAAUUUAGUUGAAACUUUAACAUUUUUAUUUGAAAUUAGUUUUGCAAGUUUAGGAAAAGAAUACUCGGCUGAAAAAUUAACUGACGGCCAAUCAAGAUUUUUACAACAUUUACGAGAAUUAGGUUUAAUUCAUCAAAGGAAAAGAAAAUCGGGAAGAUUCUAUCCAACCCGAUUAGCAAUUGAUUUGGCCAAUGGCUGUUCCAAUACAAUCUCGGAGACUGUUAAUGGUUUUAUAGUAGUCGAAACAAAUUAUAAGAUCUACGCAUAUACGAACUCUCCGCUUCACACUGCCCUCCUAGCCUUAUUUUCUGAUAUUUUGUGUCGAUUCCCUGGUUUUGUUGUGUCAAACUUAACAAGGGAAAGUGUAAGAAACGCUCUAGCUCAUGGUAUAACUGCCUAUCAGAUAAUUAACUAUUUAAAAAGUUACGCUCAUCCUCAAAUGUUGAAAAAUAAACCUAUCUUACCUCCAACGAUAACUGAUCAAAUACGUAUAUGGGAAUUAGAAAGAGAUAGAAUAUCCUACAACGAAGGAGUGUUAUAUAAUCAAUUCUUGUCUCAGAAUGAUUUUGAAAUCCUAAAAGAACACGCCAGAGAGAGAGGAGUUUUAAUUUGGAGUAAUACGGCAAAAAGAAUGAUGGUGGUAUCCUUAGAAGGACACGACGAUGUAAGAAGAUUUUGGAAGAAACGAAAACAAGAUAGCUAA